ACCAGGGCAGCCAUAUUUGCGUUUCGGUCGUCGAAAUGAGUGCACUGGGCGAGAGAGUGAUGUGAAUAUAUUGUUUAUGAGGACAGUGAGUGGCCAAAUUAUCAGUGAUUCCGUGGGCUGAAGUGGCGUCAAAUGUGCUGAAAAUUGUCUGUGUGGCGUGAAGAACUGUCUAAAGCUACAAUGAGUUGGGGUACUGAACUGUGGGAUCAGUAUGACAACUUGGCCUUGCAUACGCAGAAGGGAAUUGAUUUCCUGGACAAAUACGGCAAUUUCGUGCGAGAUAGAUGUGCCAUUGAAUUGGAAUAUGCAUCAAAAUUGAGGCGACUCGUGAAGAAUUAUCAACCAAAAAAGAAAGAAGAGGAAGAUUAUGAAUACACGUCGUGGCAGGCAUUCAGAAAUGUGCUGAAAGAGAUCGGGGAUUUGGCCGGGCAGCGAGAAAUUGUUGCGGAGACACUCCAGGCGAAAGUUAUUCAUGGGAUUUCGCUGUUGUCGAAGAAUCUGCGCGAUGAUCGCAAGAAGAGUCUAACAGAAGGUGCUCAACUCACGCACACGCUGACGAAUCAAAUUGCGGCACUCGAGAGGGCGAAGAGGAACUAUGAUAAGUCGUACAGAGAUGCUGAGAAGUCAAUUGAGAACUAUCAGAAAGCCGAUGCGGAUCUCAAUCUCAGUCGUGCUGAUGUGGAAAAGCAUAAACACAACAUGACCAUGAAAUGCCAGCAGUCCGAUGAUUCGAAGAAUGAGUACGCUAAUCAGCUGCAGAAGAGCAAUAAAUUGCAACAGACUCACUAUGAGACAUCGCUACCAGAAGUAUUCAAUCGACUGCAGGAGAUUGACGAGAAGAGGACGAAGGGUCUGAAGGAGUUCAUCAAGAGCGCCGCAGACGCCGAAUCGUCCGUUGCCCCAAUCAUUGCCCGGUGUUUAGAAGGUAUCGUGAAAGCGUCUGAGUCAAUCGAUGAGAAGGAGGACUCGUUAAAAGUGAUAGAAAGAUACAAAUCUGGAUUCACACCUCCAACAGACAUUCCAUUUGAGGAUUUAUCAAAAGUUGAUGCAGAAUCGUCAAAUUACUCUUCACAAAAUAACUUAGGGAUAAACAAUAUGACACAAAAAGGAACAAUGGGUGCUACUAAGUUAAAGAAGCGUGUCGGAAUAUUUGGAAUUUUCGGUAGUAACAAGUUACUUGAGGCCUGCAUAACGGUAAAGAAUACUCUGUCGACGGACGGCAUGAAGGAGGACUUCAGUGAUUUGCCACCGAAUCAGCGACGCAAGAAGUUGAUGGCGAAAAUCCAGGAGAUUCAGCAGAAGAUAACCCAAGAGACGGCGGCGUACGAUGGGUUGGUGAAGAUGAAAGGCGUCUAUGAGGCCAACACAAUGCUGGGCGAUCCAACGACAGUGGAUGCCCAGCUUAAUGAGUCCGGAAGUCGACUGGAGAAACUCAAGAGUGAACUGAAGAAGUUCAAAAUGUACUUGGACGCGGCAAAUAAUGCGCAAAUGAUGCAACAUAGUCCGCAACAGCACAGAAAUAUGUACAAUGGACAGAGAUCAUCACGGCAUUCCAAUGGUAGCGGGGAGAAUGAAGAUGGAGAAGAUAAUCCAGACGAUGCGGGAAGCUUAAGCAGGUCAGCAUCUGAGGGUAGUGUGGCACAGGCGCAAAAUGGGCUUAACAUUAAUAAUAAUGGCAGUUCGGCGAGUCCCGAGAGCGGCUUGGGAACAUCACACACUUCCCUUCCUGGCUCUGGACAAGGAAGUGCCAAUGAUAAUACACACCCAGAAGACAUGUACUACGAAGCUGAGCUUCUCCAGCCUCUGGGAACAUGCAAAGCUCUCUAUCCAUUCGAUGCCACCAGUGAAGGAAGUAUUCCAAUGGCUGAAGGUGAAGAGCUGCAAGUUAUUGAAUUAGACCAAGGCGACGGCUGGACAAGAGUUCGUCGCAUGUGCGGCGCGAGCGGCUGGGAGGAAGGAUUUGUACCCACGAGUUAUAUUGAGAGUACGCUGUAUGCAUAGGUAUUCAGUAGGAUGAAUUAGGCACUAUAUAUAUAUAUAUACAUAUAUUUUCCAUACAACACGGCAAAAGAGAAGGAGAAAAGAUUUAAAUAGUCAAAUUCGUAGAUUGUAUGUCUCGCAAGUUCAAGAAAUCUCGAGAAUUCACGGAAAAAACCUGCAAUGUGUAAAAUUUUAUACAAUUACUUUUUUAGAUAAUUAUAUUGUUGUUAUUGCAGUGUAAUUUUUUAUCAUCACUUACAGUAUAAAAUGGUGUUUUUUUUUAAAGAAGAAAGAGCCUAAAAAAUUCGCUUUAGAUUCUGUUCUUUCAAAGUGAUUUAUUUUAUUUAUUGACUCGUGUGAAGAGAUAAUCUUUUUAAUAUAAAAAGAAAAACAAUGGAUAUCAAACUGCAGUAAGAAUAAAUUAAUCAGUAACUAAUUGAAUGAUAAAAUACUAUUUAUGAGCUCACCACAAAAAUUUAUACAAAUAUUCUAUUGACUGAAUUACUUCUGAUAAGAGAAGAGAAGAGAGAGAGAGAGAGACGGGGAGUAAACAUUAAUGAAACUAAACAAAAUAUGAUAAACUCUUUAUUAGCUAUAAAUUGCUCAUUCGAACUUAUUCCUAAAUGCAAAAUUUGUACAUACAUCAAUUCUAUAUAAUAUACUGAUUGUCCUAUUUUUUAAAAUGUGAGAAGAAAAUGAUGAAAACUUGCAAGAAAGCGAUUCAAUUUUAUUGUAGUAGAAUUAAAUGAUAUAUGACAAUGAGAAGAUUUUUAAAACUGUAAAACUCUUGAUAUAUCGUUUCAAAAUAAACAUUAAAUGCAGAGAGUAUUAUUGCUAUAUUUUAUUAGUUCUUUUGUAAGUUGCAACAUUUUGUAAAUAUCCACACUAUUUUAAUCUUUAUUUAAGAUUAAGGGUAAAAAAUUCACCUAAAAAUGCUUGUAAAUAAUUUCAUCAGUGGCGAUAAAGAAUCACAUUUUGUAGCUGAGAGAAUGCUGGCGAUUGUUCUUCCUUAUCUUCUUUCAUGAUAUUCUCAUCGAAUAUUUACAAAAAAAAACAUUGAAAUAGCUGGAGAAAAAGAGAAAUAAUAAUUAUACGUUAACGCUAGUCCCGUAUUUAUGACAGAUUUGUUGAUUCCGCAGCGGCGCAUUCUCGAGCAAAUAGCAAAAGAAUAGUUUGUUGACAUUAUUUUGCACACCGUGAAGAAAAAUAACUUCACACGAAAAAACAUUUGGGUAAAAAUAUCCAAGUAAUAUCUCUGUCUAAUGUUCUUAUUCAUUGCAAUUUUUCUGUAUAUUUAGCAUUGCAAGAAAAUAAAAAUUCGCAUUGUAUUA
Phlebotomus argentipes is the source of this 3311-nucleotide messenger RNA. It is a transcript of the gene Cip4, whose product is annotated as formin-binding protein 1-like. Gene Ontology annotation, biological process: signal transduction. The record is from RefSeq and is a predicted model, not a curated record. The transcript has 13 exons. Lineage: Eukaryota; Metazoa; Arthropoda; Insecta; Diptera; Psychodidae. The coding region runs from base 181 to 2001 and encodes 606 amino acids. Gene Ontology annotation, molecular function: protein binding.